Molecule: messenger RNA, 2517 nt
Organism: Oncorhynchus keta (chum salmon)
Lineage: Eukaryota; Metazoa; Chordata; Actinopteri; Salmoniformes; Salmonidae
Product: gastrula zinc finger protein XlCGF57.1-like
Exons: 1
Coding region: 95-1432 (445 amino acids)
Source: RefSeq, a predicted model, not a curated record
UCGAUUUGGAAGCGAGUUUGUUUUGAUAUCGAACAGUCAUUGUGUCGACCAAGGAAGACACGAAACUUAAUACCGAAUUCGCAGUCUUCUGAAAAUGGCUAAACUCCAGUCUUUGAGUGCAUUUGUUAAUGAACGUUUAACAGUGGCUGCUGUGGAGAUUUUUGACGUUGUAGAGAAAGUGGUAGCCAAGUACCAGGAGGAAAUUUCCCGAUCUAAAGAGGAGAAUGACCGGCUACGGAGACUUCUGCGGAUCACAACAGAGAUAAAAGAGGAAGAAACCCCUGAGCAGCAGCACUGUGAGCAGGAGUGGAGCCCCAGUUUGAGUCAGGAGAAACCAGCGCUCACACAGAUUAAAGAAGAACAGGAGGAAAUCUGGACCAGUCAGGAGGUAGGACAGCUUCAAGGCCUGGAGACGGACACCAUAGAGUUCAUAUUCACUCCUCCUUGUGUGAAAAGUGAAUGUGAUCUUCCCCAGACCGUGGAGGACAGGGGUAGUGACUUUAAACUGUUGGAUCACGACCCUUUUGGCACUGUGGCUCACAUAAAGGGUCUUGACAGUUCGUGUAACCCUCUAGAUAAUGAAGGUAAUACCUCCAGCCACAGCUCGGCCAUAAGCAGCGACCCAUUAGGACUUGACAGCAGCCCACCAUUGAGGAAACAUACAAAAAGCAGCACCGCGUCUAAAAAACCUCAUUGCUGCCUUGACUGUGGCAAAUGCUUCACUCAGGUUGGCCGACUGAAGAUGCACUCGAGGAUUCAUUCAGAGGCGAAACCAUUUAGCUGUGGAGACUGUGGGAACCGAUUUCAGCUGAAGGGAGAACUAACCAAACAUAUAGUGAUUCACACGGGAGAGAAACCAUUUAACUGUGGUGACUGUGGAAAAAGUUUCAAUCGCAAGCUUACUCUUAACAGGCAUAUACUGCUUGUCCACAAAGAAGCAACACAGUGCGAAAAUGGAAAGACGAAAGGGGAGAAACCAUUUUGUUGUGGUGACUGCGGGAAAAGUUUCACUCGCAGGCAGACCCUGAACAGACACAAAAUGAUUCACACAGGAGAAAAACCAUUUCAUUGUGGGUACUGUGGGAAAGGCUUCAAUCGCAAGGAGACCCUCAUUGAUCAUAUCCAGAAUCAUACAGGAGAAAAACCAUUUAGCUGUGGUGACUGUGGGAAAAGCUUCAACAGGAAGAGGAACCUAACUUCUCAUUUACUGACUCACACGGAAGAGAAACCAUUUACCUGUGGUGACUGUGGGAAAAGCUUCAAGCAAAAGAGUGACUUAACCAAACAUAUAAUGAUUCACAUGGAAGAGAAACCAUUUAAAUGUGGAGAAUGUGGAAAAAGCUUCAAUUACAAGGUUAACCUCAACAGGCAUAUGCUGUUCAUCCACAAAGAAAGAAAACAGGAAGAUGGUGGAAAGAAGAAAGACAAUUAAAACACCAAGAGCUUCUGUCAGGAGAUGAGAAUAAGAAGCAGGAUAUGGACAAGACUGUUAAGAAAGCAAAGCAGCUCUGGGUCAUUCAUCUUGUGGGUUUCAAAUACAUUGAUAUGUGAUUCCAUUUCAUUUUGUAAAAUGUUCUAUGUAAAUCAUGUCUGCUUUUAUUUGAAUAAUGAUGAAACAGUACAGUACAGGCUGUUCAAAGUAUGGUGUGGAUGUUUUCACGUUGUUAGAAACAGGAGUUUCCCGGUCUCUUAAGGUGAUUGAGAGAAUGGUGAGACUGAUGUUAUUGAUAUGUUCAACAUUUUGUAAAACCUUUUUUUUUUAAACAACUAAUGAACUAAUAAAGCAUUUUAUUAUGAACAUGUAUAAUAGUGCUCCAAUAAAACAAAAAUGUUCACUCCCUGUGGGUCCCCCAGGAAUUACAUUAGGACCACUGUUCUAUUAUGUUCUCGAGUCUAGAUUUAAAGGCUCAAUGUAGCCGUUUUGAUCUCAAUAUCAAAUCAUUUCUGCGCAACAAUUAAGUACCUUACUCUUGUUGUUUUCAUUUAAAAUGGUCAAAGAUGAACUAAAAUAGCUUAGCAAAGACCAAUUUCUCAGGCAAGAAUUUUUGCUAAGACUGUGUGGGGGUGAUCUGAGUGGGGAGGGGAAAACUGAAAACAAACUGUUAGCAGAAAGGUUUAGAAAUAUAUUUCUUAUUGGUCUAUUAACUAGUGAUGUCACCAGGCAGGCCAAGACUUCAUCCCACCAACACAGGCUGAAAUUUCAGCCAAUGUUUUCAAACAGCUUUUACACUAAAUGGGCAAUAUCACUAUUUUUAUUUAUUAUUCCAACCUCAUAGUGUGGCGAUAUAUACAACACAGGCAAAUCACAGUUUUGACCGCACUAGGCCUUUAAUAACAAUGAUGGAAACUCGAGACCUCAGAGUCUAGAGAUGGAAUCUGCAAGCAAUCCACGGUAUCUCUAUUCACUUGGAAUAACCACAAAACAUAUCACUGUUAAUUUGUCGCCUCAUGGUGCUGUGGAGUAGCAUUAUCUCUGCAGCUGAGGGUUGUAUGGAGUAUGAUUAAAUUAUCCCCAGA